Girardinichthys multiradiatus is the source of this 1139-nucleotide messenger RNA. RefSeq names its product thymosin beta-12. Gene Ontology annotation, biological process: regulation of cell migration; actin filament organization. NCBI's taxonomy places the organism in Eukaryota, Metazoa, Chordata, Actinopteri, Cyprinodontiformes, Goodeidae. Gene Ontology annotation, molecular function: actin monomer binding. The transcript has 3 exons. The coding region runs from base 154 to 282 and encodes 42 amino acids. The record is from RefSeq and is a predicted model, not a curated record. Gene Ontology annotation, cellular component: cytoplasm.
UGAAUGACGGGGGGGGGGGGACUGGUGAUGUCAGACGUCAUUAGCAUAUUUCUGACUAUAUGAGAGGCUUGCGCAAAGACCCCAGCACUACUGCUGCAACCCACCGAGCAGAGAAGUCUCAUCUGUGAGCCAGCACAUCGACUAACUGCAACAAUGAGUGACAAGCCUGACAUCUCAGAGGUGACCAGCUUCGACAAGUCCAAGCUGAAGAAGACAGAGACGCAGGAGAAAAACCCCCUGCCAACGAAAGAGACCAUUGAACAGGAGAAGGCAUCAUCAUGAAGCCCCUCCAUUCCCACCAUGCACUGUACACCCCAUUCUCCUCCUGCAUUGCCUUGUUUUCAGUCACUUCUUUUAGCUGUAUAACUCUGUAACCGAAAUUAUGAAUCGACGACUAUAACCAAGCUGCACAGCCAUGUGGACGGAUGAUGCCUUCUUCAGCCUCAUCCCCCUCCGGUUCCCACCUACAUGCAUCUUUCUGUCAGCCUGUAACAGAGGAGGGGGGGACAGGGCCCUGAUUUGGUCCACGUUUCUAACGCCACCUAGACUGCCAACGCUGACCUGCAGGUUGAGGGACGGGGAGCGUGGCCUGCGUUCCAGGAAGCUCAUCAUCGUUGCACCUUCACCACCACCUUCACCACCUAGCAUUCUGUGUGGCUGCUUUUGCGCCAAAGCUGAGGCGUCGUUUUGGGUUUUUAUAUAUAUAUUUUUUCUUGUUCGUCUUCUAAUUUUCGGAAAUGCACAACUUUGUUCAAACUCUGGCCAAAAUGUAAUGCCCAAAAAUUGAUACUGUCACAAUUUUUGUUUUUGUAUGUAUACACAAAUUAAAAUAACGGAUUCCAUCUUGGUCUAGGAGAUGCUCAAAAGGACAUAACUUAUGGUUCAAUUGUAACAUACUUUGGCCCCUUUUGUCUUUGUGGGUGAUUCAGGGUAGCUCUUGUGUUGCAAUCUCUCUGAAUUGUCUCGCUUGAGGAAAUUGUUUGGGUAACUGGUUCUGUGUGUUUGCUUUGAACUGUUAAUCAAACUUCUUAUGGAGUUUUGUAAAUUUCCCAGCGGCCAUGUUACUCUACCACAAACCAUUGCCAGAUAAUGGAAAACCAUGAAAUGUUGUAAUAAAAAGAAUUUGUUACUAAAAUGAA